This is a messenger RNA of Cavia porcellus (domestic guinea pig), 8532 nucleotides long. It is a transcript of the gene Add2, whose product is annotated as adducin 2. NCBI's taxonomy places the organism in Eukaryota, Metazoa, Chordata, Mammalia, Rodentia, Caviidae. Gene Ontology annotation, biological process: barbed-end actin filament capping. The transcript has 16 exons. Gene Ontology annotation, molecular function: actin filament binding. Gene Ontology annotation, cellular component: plasma membrane; cytoskeleton; postsynaptic density. Bases 473 to 2647 code for a protein of 724 amino acids. The record is from RefSeq and is a predicted model, not a curated record.
GCGCGGCGGCGGCGGCGGCGGCGAGCUCAUUUCCUGCCAGCCUGCCGCGGGACAUGGAUUUAAUUGUGGGCGCGGGGCCGUGAGGGGCGCGCGGGAGCCGGAGCCUUUUGUCAGGCAGCGGCAGCCUGCAGCGAGCGGCCCCGGCCGGCUGUGCCCCGCGCGGGGCGGAACGCGUGGCGGACGGCGCUGUGCGGAGUAGGCGGCGGCCGCAUGCAGCAGCGCGUCCCCGUCCCCGUCCCCGUCCCCGAGCCGCCCCGGGAGCCCGGCCCGCUGCGCACGGCGCCGGCGAUGGAUGGGGUGCAGCGCGGGAGUUUCCACCUUGAUGGCUGAGGUUGUGUAGAUGCAGCUGGCACCCCUGAGAGUGGAAUACAGGGUGAAGACCCAGCGCUGAGAGGACAGACCCUUCAACAAGGCUGGGGUAGCCUCCGGGAUUCCAGGAGCCGAUCGGAUCGAUCGCAGCCCUAGCGGGAAAAUGAGUGAAGAGACCCUCCCCGAGGCCGCCUCCCCGCCGCACCCCCAGGGGCAGCCCUACUAUGACCGCUUCUCUGAAGAGGACCCGGAGUACCUGCGUCUUCGCAACCGGGCUGCCGACCUGCGGCAGGACUUCAACCUGAUGGAGCAGAAGAAGCGCGUCACCAUGAUCCUGCAGAGUCCCUCUUUCAGGGAGGAGCUGGAAGGCCUUAUCCAGGAGCAGAUGAAGAAGGGGAACAAUUCCUCCAACAUCUGGGCCUUGCGGCAGAUUGCGGACUUCAUGGCCAGCACCUCCCACGCAGUCUUCCCCACAUCUUCCAUGAACUUCUCCAUGAUGACACCAAUCAAUGACCUCCACACCGCUGACUCCCUGAACCUGGCCAAGGGAGAGCGGCUCAUGCGAUGCAAGAUCAGCAGUGUCUACCGCCUCCUGGACCUCUACGGCUGGGCCCAGUUGAGCGAUACCUACGUCACGUUGAGAGUCAGCAAGGAGCAGGACCACUUCCUGAUAAGCCCUAAAGGAGUUUCCUGCAGUGAAGUCACGGCGUCCAGCCUGAUCAAGGUGAACAUCCUGGGAGAGGUGGUGGAGAAAGGCAGCAGCUGCUUUCCGGUGGACACCACAGGCUUCUGUCUGCACUCGGCCAUCUAUGCAGCCAGGCCCGACGUGCGGUGCAUCAUCCACUUGCACACACCGGCCACGGCAGCGGUGUCAGCCAUGAAGUGGGGCCUCCUGCCCGUCUCCCACAAUGCCCUGCUGGUGGGGGACAUGGCCUAUUACGACUUCAAUGGGGAAAUGGAGCAGGAAGCUGAUCGUGUCAACCUGCAGAAGUGCCUUGGACCCACCUGCAAGAUCCUGGUGCUAAGAAACCAUGGCGUGGUUGCUCUAGGUGACACCGUAGAGGAGGCAUUUUACAAAGUCUUCCACCUGCAGGCUGCCUGUGAGAUUCAGGUGUCGGCUCUAUCCAGUGCUGGGGGAGUGGAGAACCUCAUUCUCCUGGAGCAGGAGAAGCAUCGGCCCCACGAGGUGGGCUCCGUGCAGUGGGCCGGGAACACCUUUGGACCCAUGCAGAAGAGCCGCCUGGGGGAGCACGAGUUUGAGGCCCUUAUGAGGAUGCUGGACAACCUGGGAUAUAGAACAGGCUACACAUACCGCCAUCCCUUUGUCCAAGAGAAAACCAAACACAAAAGUGAGGUGGAGAUCCCAGCCACGGUCACAGCCUUUGUGUUUGAGGAGGAUGGUGCCCCAGUGCCGGCCUUGCGACAGCAUGCCCAGAAGCAGCAGAAGGAGAAGACCCGCUGGCUGAAUACACCAAACACCUACCUGAGGGUCAACGUGGCAGACGAGGUCCAGAGGAGCAUGGGCAGCCCCCGGCCCAAGACCACAUGGAUGAAGGCGGAUGAGGUAGAAAAAUCCAGCAGUGGCAUGCCGAUCCGGAUUGAAAACCCAAACCAAUUUGUGCCUCUCUACACUGACCCUCAAGAAGUGCUGGACAUGAGGAACAAGAUUCGAGAACAAAACCGACAAGAUGUGAAGUCAGCAGGGCCUCAGUCUCAGCUCCUGGCAAGCGUCAUUGCUGAGAAGAGCCGAAGCCCGUCUACAGAGAGCCAGCUGAUGUCCAAGGGUGACGCGGAUACCAAAGAUGAUUCAGAGGAGACGGUACCCAACCCUUUCAGUCAACUCACUGACCAGGAGCUGGAGGAGUACAAGAAAGAAGUGGAGAGGAAGAAACUAGAACUGGAUGGAGAGAAGGACACGACCACAGAAGAGCCCGGCUCCCCUGCAAAGUCUGCACCUGCUUCCCCAGCUCAGAGUCCAACGAAGACAGAGACAAAGAGCCCUGCGGUCUCUCCUUCCAAGUCCACCGAGGAAGAUGCUAAGAAGACAGAACCAAGCCAAGCCACCACAGAGCCUGAAACAGCCCAGCCCGAAGGGGUGGUGGUCAACGGGAAGGAGGAGGAGCAGACGGCAGAGGAAAUCCUCAGCAGAGGCUUGAGCCAGGUGACCACCGAUGCUGACACAGAUGCUGAUACCGCCAAGGACAAAACUGAAUCGGUCACCAGCGGCCCCAUGUCUCCAGAGGGCUCACCUUCCAAGUCUCCUUCAAAGAAGAAAAAGAAAUUCCGAACCCCUUCCUUCCUGAAAAAGAGCAAAAAGAAAGAGAAAGUGGAGUCCUGAUUUGUGGGACCCAUGGACUCCCAUCAGCAUCCUCUCCUUCCUCCCUCCCCUGUUCCCAACUCUGUCCCUGGAAGCAUGGGGCCAAGGAGGGAAAGAAUAGGAACCUGGAUUACAUCCAGAGGGGGAGCUUAGAGAUCACUCAACCAACCCCUCAUUUUACAGUUACCCCAGAGAAAUCAGGUGACUUGCCCAAGGUCACACAGAUAGCGGCAGAGCCUGCACUAGAAUUCAGGUCUCUGGACUCCCAGUCUAGUGCUCUUUCCACUGUACACACUGCCUAACCGUGGGCCACCUUUGUUAGGAUGUUUCCCGCCAAUCUGAGCCCAGGGCAAGAAGGUCAGUAAUGGACCGUGAGCUCUCGCAGGUUCAGACUGAAUCAGACAGGUUGAGGCUUUCCCUAAGUAAGGUCCAUCUCUUCCAGAAAUCCCAUUUUCUAUGAUGGAGCUAUCUCCACAUUAAGAAAUCUCAUUCUCCUUUCCAUUUGAAUCCCUGCCUGGCUGCUCAAAGUAAUCAGAUAAAUUGAUCCACCCCCUAUGAUAGAAGUUAAUCUUUAUUCCCAAGGCUGAUGGCUUAGCUUCUACUUCCCAACACUGACCCUGAGCUUUCUUCAUGGAACCUCCUGAAUGAUGGGUGGAAGAGUUGUAAGAGAUGGCUGACAUGAGGGCAACCGAGUAAGCCUGAUGGCGAGGGAUGGUUUAAUUUAAGAAGCCACGAACUCGAAUAUUUGUGUUGUGCAUCUCAAGUGCUUCAAAACUGAAAACCAAAUUUAGCAUAAAAAAAUUUUGUCUCAUGCUCAGGACAGAAAUUUUGGAAACCCUGUGUUGGCUUUGAGUAGUACAAGGAGGAUCAAAAUAGCACAGGAAAUGCUUUGCUUUUCUAGCUUUGCAUGAUAUAGAGCAACAUGGCUGUUCCUGCCUCACUGUUGUCCAGCAGUCAGGUAUUCUCUGACCUUCCCUCAAACCCAGGAGCACCUGCUCACAGACCAGAACUGGCAUCUUGCUUUUGGUAUCUUUACCUUGGCUCUUUUGGGGUUCCAACUUUGAGUCACUCUGGAACCAACAGAGGAGAAACAAAAUGAGUCCUUCAGGAUUAUCCUCUUGGACCAAUGCUCAGAGAAAUGCUUGGGUGUCCCCAACCCUGUCACACUCUGUCCAUCCUGCGCCUGGUAAUACCACACCUAUUGUUUUAACUUCCAAUGCUUUUUUUCCCUGGGGUAUUGAUAAAUGAGCAUUUUUUGGCUCAUAGACAAUCGAUUCUCUUUAAAGCACAGUGUCUUCAAAGAAUAUUUUUUUGGUCCUGAUUCUCAUAAAAAUAUUUUUGAAAAAUUCUUAGUCACAGUUUUCCACUUUUGAGUAUUUAAUAUCUGUAGACACUGUGCAGACUCAUAUACAUUCUAUCCUCUAAUCCUAAUAACAAGCCUGUAAGAUAAGACUAUUUCUACUUUAUGAUGAGGAAAUGUGAGUCCUAAAGGAACCAUUAACUUGCUUACAAAGAGCUGGAGUCUGCAUUUGAACCCAGGUCCGUAUGAAUCAUGAGCUCUUGCUUUUAGUAGAUAUGGUGAAUGGACAACUUUUAUCGUCAAGAUGAUUGUUUUAGUCCAUGAACCAUUUCAAAGACUGGUCUCUACUGCAGAAGUGCAGUGUCUCUACUGCACUUGGAGGUAGGAAAUUACCUGUGUUCACUCUCAUCGACAUACCUUAAGCUUCCAGUGAACGUGGACUGAAGUGAUGCCAGUGUGGACCUUUGACAGAGGAGAGCAAGAAAUACCAUCCAUCCUUCGCUGUGUCUUGAGAAGGAAGGAAACUAACAGGACCAAGGAAAAGUCAAUGCUGAAAACCUAGUGCAGAAUCCUCACUGCUUCCCCGGGUCCCACACUCUGUCCUGUUUCCUGGUUGGGUCACAUCUAAUGAUGGAUGACCCAGGGCCACUGAUGCCUCAGAAAAAUCUGUCAUAUGGUAAAUGCCUUUAAAAGCCAAUCCUUUGAUGCCUUCUUUAAAGAAAUUAUUUCACAUUUACUCAUUCAUUCUUUCAUAAUAUUGGUUAAGCAUUCACUUUGCACCAGACAUUAUGCUGAAAAGCAACCAUUGUAACUACAAUAGUAAGUGGCAAAUGAUGUUAAGAGAAGGGAGGAAUGGAUGUGACCUCUGAUGCAGCAUCGUGUGUGAGUGCUUGCUGCUCAGAGAUAAUGUCAGUCAACUCUGUGCUUAACAAAUUCUCUUUAGUCCCUUUAUAAUGGUGAGGCUUUGUUUCACAGUGAGGUGAAAUUGUUGGAACCUUGCUAGAGUAUCCUGCUUGGAAUUUGUGCCAUGAGUCCACCUCUUAUUUACCAAUUUUGUUCAUUUCUUGUAUAUUCAGAAAAACCUGCAUGGAGCUUGGGUCAUAGGGCAGGUAUAAGGGUGGGACAUAAUUCCUGAUGUCAAAAAUUUCGUGAGUAUAGGAGGCCUGUAGACAUGUUACACAGCAGGGAAGGUGGUGUGAUGUCUUGGGUACUAGAGAAACCUUUCUGAAGGGAGUGAUGGGUGAGUUAGGUUUUCAAAACAAAGAGGAAUCUUCCGGAGCAAAAGAGCUGGCAGAGUAUUCCACAGAGAUGAAAGAAUUCACAGAGAUGGAAACAUGAAAUUCCAUGGUGCGUUCCACUGAAUGCUGUGGUGUUGCCAGGGUAGGGAAGCGGCAGGUAGGGGGUGGUUCCCUUCUCAGAUGGAGCAUAAUUAAUCUCGUAGAAAGUAUAGAGGAGAUAGACUUUUUCGGGUAAGAAGUUGGGAACCAGUCUUGCGUAGGCUUGUACUGUUGAAGAGUCUUUUGUUAGCUGAAUAGGAAAGGGGCUGGGGGUGUGCGAGAUGUGAUGUGGCUUUUCUAGAAUGUCAGUACUGAAACAGGACUGAUAACCUGCCCCGUGGUACAUGAUCCUCAUUAGCAAACAGUGAGUUUCCAGCCUAGGAUUCCUCUCCAUAAAAUUCUUUGGAUAGAGCACCUUAAGAGAGAUUUUCAAUGAGAGGGAAAUAUUCAAACAGUUACGGAUUCUGUUUUGUUUUGUGCAGACCUGCUGGGAGAGGUGGGGAGUCAUUGCAGGGGGCUUAGUUCUAGCUUGGAAGGUGUGCACCAAAUGCUACUGAAGCAGACCUGCAGGAUGAGUAAAACCAUAGGCUAUGGAGGAGAGAAGAAAGGGCAUUUCCCACGGCACUACAUAAAAACUGGCUGAAAAUCUAAUGAGCAUCUGAUAAUGAGAUACUGAAUAUUCAUAAGGUCAGAAUUUCUAGGUGAUGGGCUCAUUUUGAGUUGAGCCCUGGUGCUUGGACAUGCACAGAGAAGAGAUAAGAGAAUCUGGAUCAAUAUGCUGUACUGUGACUGACCCAGGAAGAGAAAGUUCAGAACCUCUUUCCAUGGGAAGGAGCAGAAAUGGAGAUGAAGAAGGAUGAAUGGUUAUAGGGAGAUAAGCUUGGCUCUGAUGACUUCAUGCAUUAGUAACUGGAACCCAGGUGUAAUGUUGGAGAACCAUCCAUGCACAUAUCUUCCCUUUACUGCAAAAGGCACUGUGAAACAGACCCCUGGCCCAGCCCAGAGCCUCCAGGCUUGAAGCUGACCCAAGUCACUGUCCUGCUACAGCCAAGUUGUACACAUGAAAAUGACCCCCACAGAUACCUCUGUAACCAACCUGAGGCUCUUCCUCUGUGGACAGCCAAGUUCUUUUUAAAGGACUUGGUAGGGGUGAAUUUGAAUGAGGGGCAGAAGGUUCUUACAGGAAGAACCCCAUUGUAAACCACAGCCCCCAACUCUGAAUACUGAGCCUUGAAUCCUGUCCCCUGUGGAAUGACACACUCAUUCAUGGUAAUGUGGCAGGACAGGCAUUAGACGUUGGGCACUACUGUAACAGAGGGCUACUGCUCUUGUCAACAUGGGUAGCAUGCUAUAUAUCCAGUCUUUGGUUGAUACAGAUUUGAAAGAACCAUUCACUCAAAGACAUGAUGCACUUCCAAAAGUCUAAAAAAUUAAACAUAAAUUUGGACUUUCCAGGAAGAUGUGCACAAAGAUAGACACAUCACCUAUCGUAGCUGAUAAUCUGUGUUUGAAUUUUAGGUCGUAAUUCUAGGCCCAAGAGUAAUCUAAUAUUGACUUUGAAUAGAUGUGAAAAUAUUUACAUCUUACUCAUCUUACACAUGUGGGUCAGUGGGAGUCCUUGGAUCGUCAGCAUAGUUGCAGUUGACUUGAUAGGGGACAGGUCUUUUAUGUCUUUGCUUAUGACUGAAUCCAGCUGAACCCUAGGAUAAUCACAUUCACAGCCUGAGGAGAAACAAGGAAGAAAAUAAACCCACGUUUUCCAGUCCCACCGAAGAACAGGGCACUCCACAAGGCAAAACUCGACAGGACACUAUCUGUUCCACUCCUCCCUCUCAGGUAGAGAAGCCAUAGUCACUCAGGAGUCAGGGUGGAGAGUUCAGGUGCAUGUUCUUUAGUGGAGAAGGCUCCUUUUUUGUCAUUUUUAUGUAGCCUGUUCCCUAAACAAUGUAGGCUUCUGAGGAACUGUUAGUAAUAAUCUCCAGGUGGGAAAUGUUCUUAGAAAUACAUAAAUACUGGUUUGCAUUGAUUCAUACUUAGGUGGUAGUAGGUUUUGCAUUGAUGUUUGGUGCCUCUUGCCUUCAAGGUUUUCCCCCAAGUUGGAUCAUUGCUAUGAGAAAUUGGGGCUGAAGAUGGAGAAGGAAGAUCAUGAUUGAUACAGGGGUGAUUCAGGUGCAGCUGGCAUUGGCCUCGGUGUUUGAAGGCACCUCUAGCCUUCUGGUAGUCAGGUUCUCAAGUCCUUUCCCAAAGACCAGUUCUCUUUCCCAAGGAUCAGGAUGUGCUGGCUGUGACAGGCCACUUCCCUGGUCUCUAUGAAGAGCAAAGAAGACAUUUCUAGGGCUUAUAGGUAGUGGGAGGGUGGCUAUAGUAAAAGACUCUAAACUCCCCCCCCCCCUCCAGCAAAUCAUCUUGUAUAACUUUCAGAAACCUAAAGGCCAGCUAUUUUCUUUUCAAGUGAAUCAGAAACAGGACAACGGUAGGACCAAGGGCAGAAAAGCCACACUUGAAAAACAUCCCAGCCCCCUUAUACAGCUGGAAAUAUAUUUUGGGGAGCCCCAUCUCUUCAUUUCAACUCCUCUUUUCCUGUUGGAUUGGUGAUUGUUCUAUUGGUCCUACGCUGUGGGUGAUUAUUUGAUGCCCCGGGACUGGUCCACCUUUAAUUUCCACGAUCUGGGACACCCACUGAGUCCCAGAGUUUUCCUUCUCCAAGGAAGAUGCAAGGUGGGGAGACUAACAGUCCAGAGCCUAGGAUGACCCAGCUGGAGUAGAAGGUAGCGGGAACCCAGUCUAGGUGGGAAAUGCAGUGUUAUCUAAAGCUGUGGGUGGUUUCAGUGAGAUGUCUGUGUCGACAAUCGUCAUGCGAGAGUACUAUUUACUGUCUUCCCUUGUAUAUACAUUGUCUGUGUUUAGUUUUUCUUAGUAUCGUGAGGUUUCAAAUAGGGGUUCCAUGUAAAUAAUUUCUGCUACUAAAACGCCAGCACCAUGCACCAUUCUCACAAACGGUUUUGCCUUUCUCUGUGCUAACACUUUUGAGCCACUGAUGUGCAGAUGGAUGGUUAAUCUCCUGGGCUUUUAUUUUGCAAUUUUAUAUAUAUAUACACAUAUAUAAUAUAUAUAUUUAUGGGUUGGUUCUGUAUAGUUUUCUGUUUGAAUCUCUGAGCACCAAAGCUGCCCUUUGAUUUCCACAAGAACUUUCCAAAGCCACUUCUUGAGCCCUUUUGCUGCUUUGGUGUCUGACUGUGUUGCUGGGUGGUGUCUGCCCGUGGGUUUCUGUAUGUAUGUGCUGUUAUCUCACCUGCAGAUAUUACCCUAGUAAAUCUAACCUGCUUGGC